Aricia agestis (brown argus) is the source of this 882-nucleotide messenger RNA. RefSeq names its product ubiquinol-cytochrome-c reductase complex assembly factor 1 (gene Uqcc1). Bases 49 to 816 code for a protein of 255 amino acids. Gene Ontology annotation, cellular component: mitochondrion. NCBI's taxonomy places the organism in Eukaryota, Metazoa, Arthropoda, Insecta, Lepidoptera, Lycaenidae. The transcript has 5 exons. The record is from RefSeq and is a predicted model, not a curated record. Gene Ontology annotation, biological process: mitochondrial respiratory chain complex III assembly.
UAACAUUUUAUAAUGGUUUUAGUUUUCUCUUCAAAUAAUUAAUAAACAAUGAACCUAAAUAUUAUCAGUAUAUUUCGGAGGAGUAUUAUAUCAAGAGGUAUUUUGAGUCUACAAUACAAUAAAAUUGAUUAUGCAAGACCAAACUGCUUACGUUCAGAGGUUAGAUUUCCUCAGUUAAGAUGUCAGAAUACAGUAGCUAUAGAAGAAAGCUAUGUAAAAAAAUUUAUGAAAGCUGUUGGUUGGAUGGAUCAAGCCAGAACGCGUCUUAAACUGACUGGAUAUUUCUUAUAUGAAUGUGUACCUGACAAAGUUGCAUACAAUGAGUGGUUUGAAGAGUUGGACCUGCCAGACACGUUUGCAUCAUGGUUUAUAGUGACAGAACUCCAUGUUUGGCUCCUGCUUGUUUGUUAUAUGGCUGAAGAUGUGUCAGCAGCUUUGACCGAUAAAAAAAAGUAUGUUAAAGGAGAUGGACAUUUUGUAAGAAACUGUAUUAUUGAAGCACUAUGGGCUGAUGUGGCUAAUAGAAUUAAAUUGUUGGAGGGUGCCAAUCCAACAAUAGCUAAAAAGCAAGUGUUGGAGCUUUCUGAACAAUUUCAAGCAGCUUUGGUCUCAUAUGACGAAGGGCUCGAAGAUGACAAGGUUAUGGCUGCUGCUGUCUGGAGAAGGUUCUACACCCUCUCUCAGGAUGUCAAGGCUGAACAAAUAGAAAGGAUUGUUCACUUUAUAAGACAUCAGCUUUCAAUAUUACAUGAAAUACCAAGCCAAGACCUAAAGUGGAAACCUGAUAUUAAUUGGUUAAGUAUAAGAGAUCAUUAAAUUAUUUUACCUAGUUGGAAGAUUUAGUUCUAAGGUUGUAAAAAUAAAAUCAAGUUUUUUGUUUGA